CCUAUUAUUACUGUUGUAAAGCGGAGGAAUUAUAAACAAUAUAUUGAUAUUGAAGAAUGGUUGUUUCAUGGAGGGUGUUGUCUUAUAGAAUAUGGCAAAAUCAACACUUUUUGAAAUCGAUAAGCAAAGAAGGGAGAGCCUUUUCAUCCCUUGCACAAACAUCGCAGCAAGAAACAAUACCUCAAAGCAAUGAUUCUAAAAAGAAAACCACGGAACGGUCGUCCGAUUCAUUGUUUUCAAAUUACAGACACAUUUAUCCAGAGUUUUUACCAGAUCCGAAUCCACUGUAUCGUAACAGUUUGAGAGAAAAAUUGGAACGCAAUGAUAUGUUAGCUAGAAGAGCUGUAAUAACUAUUCCUGAAUUUUAUGUCGGUUCUAUAGUGGCGGUAACUUAUGCCGAGCCACAUGCAACUGGAAAAGUAAACAGAUUCGUCGGUAUAUGCAUUUUGAGAGAAGGUUGUGGUUUAAGGGCCUCAUUUCUUCUAAGAAACGUUGUGGAUAAUGAAGGUGUAGAAGUACGUUAUGAAUUAUACGAUCCAGCUAUUCAGAAAAUUGAAUGCUUAAGGUUGGAAAAAAGAUUAGACAAUAAACUACUUUAUCUCAGAGAUGCACCAGCAGAAUAUAGUACAUUCCCAUUUGACAUGGAACCAGAAAAAUUACCCGAGGGAACACCUGUACCAGUGAAUGAAAUUGUAAUUACUCUUAAAGACCAAAAAUGGUUAGAAAAAUGGGAACGUCAAAAUUUGAAAGGAGUGGUAGAACUAAUGCCAUUUGUUAGCCAAAAUCGUAGAAGAAAGGCAGCAGCUGCUGUUACACCAUGGGAGAAAUAUGAUUUAAUGAAAAUUUACAGGGAAACUAUUCCACAAGAAGAGCAAGAAGAAAUAUUCUCCGACUUACAAAUGGAUCUCAAACAGUUAGAGGUGAAGAAGAGUAUUCUGAAACGUAAACGUACAUUUUCACUACCAAAGAAGAGUGUAUAA
Dufourea novaeangliae is the source of this 980-nucleotide messenger RNA. RefSeq names its product 39S ribosomal protein L19, mitochondrial (gene mRpL19). Gene Ontology annotation, biological process: translation. Gene Ontology annotation, molecular function: structural constituent of ribosome. The transcript has 4 exons. Lineage: Eukaryota; Metazoa; Arthropoda; Insecta; Hymenoptera; Halictidae. Bases 57 to 980 code for a protein of 307 amino acids. The record is from RefSeq and is a predicted model, not a curated record. Gene Ontology annotation, cellular component: mitochondrial large ribosomal subunit; ribosome.